UUUCCCCCUUCUCUCUCUUCAAAAAGCCUGACUUACUUUCAAAGUUAUUUCUUCAAAUGGAGAAAGACCUGUAAAAUUUCUUUCUUGAGGUAAUGGCGGACCAAAUUGCCCUUACAACUCCUGUAAAAGUACCAACCUACCACCUUACUUUCUAGAUUCCGUCAACAAACCGUCAAAGAUCCCCUCCGCCACCGCCACCGCCACCGCCACCGCCACCGCCAGAGCCAGAGGCUUACGUUCGUUUUUCUCCGGCGACGAUAUUCUUGGAUCACUUUCUUUCAUCAUCCUUGAGAUAUAUAUGUAUAGUGUUGUAAGUAUGGAUUAAACGUGUACAUUGAAAUUGUUUGUGGAGUAAUGGAUUUGGUUGAAGGAGUCGGUGAGAGUUCUUCACCGCCUAAGAGUUUUGGAAGUUUUAGCGCCUAUGCGAUAGCGAAUGAUGUGUAUAAUCGGUUAAUGGAGAUUGGCAACGAGGAAGCUACUGCUCAUCCUGAAUUUCGUGAUCGAUUGGAAGCUCACUUCAAUAGGUUACCUGCUAGUUAUGCACUGGAUAUCAACUUGGAUAGAGUGGAAGACGUAUUGCUACAUCAGAAGCUCCUUCUCUCAGCGAAGGAUCCUGAGAAUCUGCCUGUUUUCCAUGUCCGCUUUUUGGAGAACUUCUGGACUCGAGCAGAUGGUGAUGAAGACCAACAAGAUGUAACUGUGGGAAUUGCGUUAUCACAUGCCAGGAACCAUGAGAUGGAUUUUGAACCUUGCUCGAAACUCGAGGAUCUAAACUUAGAGGUCAGAAGAAAUUCUCUUGACAAUGACAAAGAGAAUCUUGAAGGGGACUCUUUCAGAAGGCAGGAUGAUCUCCAUGUGCCAAUCCACGAAGUGAUAUUUUCAGCUGUUGACAAGCCUAAGCUCCUUAGUCAGCUUUCAGCUUUGCUUUCUGACAUAGGACUGAACAUACGUGAAGCACAUGUGUUUUCAACAACUGAUGGCUAUUCUUUGGAUGUGUUUGUGGUUGAUGGAUGGCCUCUUCAGGAAACACAGGCUUUACAUGCAGCAAUGGAGAGAGCAAUUGCGAGGAGCGAGGGUUCAUGGCCUGGCUCUUCACGUUCAAAAUCAACCAUAGAGAGAGCACUUGCUGCUCAAGCCAAUUUUGUAGAUACGGAGGUAGAUAUAAGAUUACUGAAGAUAGGGGAAAAAAUCGAUUCUGGAUCUUGUGGCGAUUUGCACCGUGGAGUGUAUGUUGGUCAGGAUGUUGCUGUGAAGAUUCUUAGAUCUGAACACCUAAAUGAAGCAUUGGAGGAUGAAUUUUCUCAUGAAGUAACUAUUCUCAGGGAGGUCCAACAUAGAAAUGUCGUUCGUUUUAUUGGUGCUUGCACAAAACAACCUCACCUGUGCAUAAUAACAGAAUACAUGCCUGGAGGCAGCCUAUAUGAAUAUUUGCAUAAGAACCAUCGCACCUUGACGCUUCCCCAGUUGGUGCAGUUUGCGAUAGAUGUUUGUAGAGGAAUGGAGUACUUGCAUAAGAGCAAUAUCAUUCAUAGGGAUCUGAAGACUGCAAACUUGCUUAUGGACAGUCAUAAUGUUGUAAAGGUGGCUGAUUUUGGGUUAGCUCGCUUUCAGAAUCAAGAGGGAGUUAUGACAGCAGAGACAGGAACAUAUAGAUGGAUGGCUCCCGAGGUUAUAAAUCAUCAACCAUAUGAUCAGAAAGCCGAUGUUUUCAGUUUCGCGAUUGUUCUGUGGGAGCUUGUGACAGCCAAGAUUCCUUAUGAUAACAUGACACCGUUGCAAGCAGCCUUGGGAGUAAGACAGGGGCGUCGGCCAGAUCUUCCCACAAAUACACACCCAAAGCUGUUGGAGUUUAAUAGAGUUUAA
Molecule: messenger RNA, 1863 nt
Organism: Cynara cardunculus var. scolymus (artichoke)
Lineage: Eukaryota; Viridiplantae; Streptophyta; Magnoliopsida; Asterales; Asteraceae
Product: serine/threonine-protein kinase STY46-like
Exons: 15
Coding region: 355-1863 (502 amino acids)
Biological process (GO): protein phosphorylation
Molecular function (GO): ATP binding; protein kinase activity
Source: RefSeq, a predicted model, not a curated record